This is a messenger RNA of Rhodamnia argentea, 1073 nucleotides long. Its product is annotated as peroxidase 3-like. The transcript has 4 exons. Lineage: Eukaryota; Viridiplantae; Streptophyta; Magnoliopsida; Myrtales; Myrtaceae. Gene Ontology annotation, biological process: response to oxidative stress; hydrogen peroxide catabolic process. Gene Ontology annotation, cellular component: plasmodesma; plant-type cell wall. Gene Ontology annotation, molecular function: peroxidase activity; heme binding. Bases 81 to 1067 code for a protein of 328 amino acids. The record is from RefSeq and is a predicted model, not a curated record.
ACAGAGCUAGGCUUCCAUCGUAUUAGGGUUUGGUUCUUCAUUUCGAGUGAGCGAGGAAAAGAAGAGAGGAAGCAACAACGAUGGCGAUGAUAAGCGAUCGGCACCCGUUGAUCUUAGGGUGUGUUUUAGGGUUCCUUGUGUUGUUAGGAGGCUGUCAUGGUGGGAGCCUGCGGAAGAACUUCUACAGAAAAAGCUGCCCUCUUGCAGAGGAGAUCGUGAGGAACGUGACGCAGAGGCACGUCGCGAGGAACGCCUCAUUGCCGGCGAAGCUCUUGAGGAUGCAUUUCCAUGACUGCUUCGUUAGGGGAUGUGAGGGCUCGGUCUUGCUGAACUCGACGAAGAAUAACACGGCGGAGAAGGAUGCGAUCCCUAACCUAUCAUUGGCGGGGUUCAAUGUAAUUGACGAUAUUAAAGCGGAGCUCGAGAAGAAGUGCCCGAGCGUCGUGUCUUGCGCAGACAUUCUGGCUCUGGCUGCAAGGGACUCCGUUUCAUUCCAAUUCGAAAAGCCAAUGUGGAACGUGCUGACCGGAAGAAGAGACGGCACGGUGUCUCUAGCCUCCGAGGCCUUGACCAACAUCCCAUCCCCUCACUUCAACUUCACCACCCUCCAACGAAGUUUCGCCAGUAAAGGCCUAAGCGUGCGCGACCUCGUCCUUUUGUCAGGUGCACAUACAAUAGGAAUAGGGCACUGCAACCUCUUCAGCAAUAGGCUCUACAACUUCACCGGAAAGGGCGACCAAGACCCGUCCUUGAACUCCACCUACGCUGCCCUCCUGAAGACCCAGUGCAAAACCCUAACCGACAACACCACCGUCGUGCCGAUGGACCCAAUCACCCCUCUCAGGUUCGACAAAAAUUACUUCGUCGUCCUCAACCAGCACAGGGGCCUCUUCGAAUCCGACGCCGCGCUGCUCACGAACCCCACCUCAGCCGGGAUCGUACGGGAAAUGCUCAUCGGGGACAAGUUCUUGAGAGGCUUUAGGGCAUCGAUCAAGAGGAUGGGGGGGAUCGGUGUCCUCACCGGGAACUCCGGGGAGAUCAGGAAGGUCUGUGGUAAGAUAAACUAAGUCCUC